This is a messenger RNA of Poecilia reticulata (guppy), 9957 nucleotides long. RefSeq names its product zinc finger protein 1035. The record is from RefSeq and is a predicted model, not a curated record. NCBI's taxonomy places the organism in Eukaryota, Metazoa, Chordata, Actinopteri, Cyprinodontiformes, Poeciliidae. Gene Ontology annotation, molecular function: RNA polymerase II cis-regulatory region sequence-specific DNA binding; DNA-binding transcription factor activity, RNA polymerase II-specific. Gene Ontology annotation, biological process: regulation of DNA-templated transcription.
UUGUACCUUUGCAGGGAGGGAACCACAGUGCACCAGUCCACAGGGGAGUCGUGCUACCGCCCCAGCAGCCAGCCCAGAGCCGGGAGACCGUUAGGGGGCGGGCUUUCUUGGAAUCCCCGCACCUUGUUAUUGGCUGUUGGGAGACGGUUGUGUAACGUACGCAAAAGUCCGUGGUCAUUGUUCGUAAAUACGCAAAUCGAGAUCUAGAGCUAGCUCCGCAGUCCGGCUAAUUACAUGCCAAGUUGCCCCUCGUCGAGGAGAAAAACACGCAAGGGUUUCUGAUCGAGAGGUUCAGCAUCGGUUCUGAGACCACAACGGUUGAAAACUGCUUCCUGGCUGUUUUUAAUGAGGAAGAAGGAAGGAAGACGUAUGUAAAGUGGUUUCUCUUUUAUUCCUGACAAAUAAAGAGAAAGGAGUGCAACGUGUAUUACGUGAUCGUUUCACCACAAAGAGCUGUAGCUGAUAAACCUCAAAGGACACCUGGCAGCACGGAUAAAGAUCAUCACGGAUCCGCGAUCUGAUGGUUAGGACCAGCUUCCUCAAGAUUCACAUACCAGGAGACGCCUUACCAUCAGGCUGCCUACCAGAUGAGGCUCCGAUAACCUGGGAUGGUGCUUCUUUGUCGAAAUAGAGGAUUGGAUGCAAAAACCAAUAUCGCCUGGUCCUGCUAAAGAAUGGCUCAUGGCUGGAAUUCAUACUUCCCAAACAUUCCACCUCGUUCAUCAGAUCCUCGAAGGAGGACGGCGGACUCGGGUAGACCUCUGUCCCAGCAUAUAGGGAACUUCACUGGACAUCAUGACUUCUCCGGUACACGGGGCUCACGAGAAGUCCCUGUACCACACACAAACUUCAACGCAAACUAUUGCAGAAAUAACAGUUUUGAAGCUCCAAGAUCAGACUGUGCCUAUAAUAGGUACUAUGAAAGACAAUGGCAAGCUGAUAGACAACACAUGGGAAGGGAUUACCCACAAAGAUGCAGGAACAGAGAUUUUCCCAAUUAUUCUUCAAACCAGUUUUCAACAUCGGGAUCGUAUCAUUCAUCAUUUGCACCAGAUUUUCAUCAUCCUAAGCAAGACCGAGACAUGCGGAACAUGUCAUAUCGUGGGAGCUCCUCUGCUACAAACAACUACUCUGACACUGAUGCAAGGGAAGCAAGGCCCUCAUGCAAAUUCACUCAAAUAAAUGUUUUUCCUCGGCCUAAAACGGACAUUGUUUCAAAUGAAAGCUCAACAAAAUACCUUUACCCUCCAGCUGGAAAUCAAACUUCACAGAAUGCAAGACUGUGUCCUAAUAUGUCAGAGACAAGUUCAUUUUCAGUCAAAGGUUACAGGGAACACAACCACUCUUCUGCUACCUCUUCUGAUGCAAGGACGAAAGGGAAUGAAUGCGAUGGAAAUGUUUAUCAUCAUCCAAAACAAAAGAUUGACGGGGACAGAGAUCUUGCAAAAGCUGCAUAUUCAGACUUCCAAAUGACUGAGAAAUGUUCUGGAGAUGGAAAUCGUCAGCAUCUAGUGGACAAGGAGGAUGAGUCUCCAAACUUAACUGACUCAACUGGUGAUCAAGACCCAGUUGUAAAUGACAACAUGCUGCAAAAAAGUCAGGCCUUAGAAAGCCUUUGGGAAAAAUCAGACUCAUUGAAUGAGGAACUUCUUAAUGAGAAAACAUCGUUAAGUCCAGUUUCCACUAAUGGCGAAGAUGAACUAAUAGAAAAUGACCAACAUGAAAGAGGAAUCCAGGACGCAUCUUACCCGCUGACCCUGAAUGAAGCAAGUUCUUCAGAUCGCAAUGAUGAUGAGCAAAGUGAAAGCAUCUCAAGUAGCAACAACCCUGACUUAGAGUUCAGUUUGCAGUUACCUGAAUCACAAUCCUGUGAAAGUCUUCGUGGAGUGAGUGAUAGUCAUUCAAGUGACUCCAAUGCAGGUACAAAUAUUUGUCAAGAGAAACAGAAAGAUGAACAAUUUUCAAAUUCAGCAGUGGAGGAAAAGUCAACUCUUUCUCCAGACGUAGAUUGUUGCAGGUCAGGUGAUACGAAGGGCCAGUCUUCUGAAGAGAUGAUUGAACGUAAAAACAAAGAUGGAGCCAGUGAUGUAAUGUCAUCGCAUAGUUCAGUUACAGAUGAACGUCUCCAAACACACAAAGAGGCUACAAGUACAGCAAAGUCAAACAUGAAUUCCGAAGUUCCAGAUUGUUGUGGCUCCACUGCUAUCAAUGACAGCAUUUCGAAGAAUUCUAGUCCGAAUAAUUCCUCCUUGCAACCUUCAUCUCCAGGUACUGACGUUGAUCCUACUGUAGAAAUGGAAAAAAGGAGCCCAUCAGAAAAAAUAACCCCAAUUUUCUCCCAAGGUGGUUGUACCCCUAAUCUAACUGACUUUAUUUCUGAUGACCUUGGUGACAAAAACCAUAACUGUGUGGAAGAUCAUACAGAAUCCACACUAAAACAAGGUGAUUUGGACACAAACUUGCACACAGUUCCUGAAAAUGAAAGCCCAUCAAAAAAGAUUGCACCAAAUUCUCCAAGUCAAGGUUCUAGUCCCACUCUCACAAGUGAGACUAUCUCUGCGGAUACUAUUGAUAUUGUCAGAAAUUCGGACUUCCCUUUAAAAGAAAAUAGUUCAGACACAGACUUGCAUACUGAUGAGGAAAUGAGAAACCCACUAGACAAGGAAGCUCCAAAUUCGCCUUCAAAUCCAGAAUCUAGUCCCAGUCCCAUUCAUGACACUGCAUCUAAUGAUAAUGAUGACAGCAUUAAUCAUUCAGAGCUCUUGCACCCUAAUGUCUUGAACACAGAUCUGCUUCCCAGUCAUUCAGAGGAAUGGACAAGUCCAGUUGAGAGCACAAAAACUACCUCCCAUACAGAUCCAGAAUGUAUAACCAGAGCUUUGAAAACUGAAAGUAACACACAAGAUUUCAGUGAGUCAAAGUCUUGUUUACAACCCGAUGCAGGAUUUGAUGUCAAUUCACUGUCGGAAGAGAAAUCAGACAGUCAAGAGGAGAAUACAAAUUCAGCCUUCUUCCAAGAUCCCCAUAAUUCAAUAAAUGACAGUUUUUCAACCCAAGAACAAGCUGAAUAUGAUUUACAUUUUCCUGAAGAUACAAAGGACUCAUUUGAAAAGUUGGAUUUCUCCUCGUCAGAACCAAGUUUAUUGUAUGGGGAGCCUCUCUCUGGAGAUGAGUCUUCAUGUGGCGAUGUUGAAACGUACAAUACCUCAUAUCAACUUCAAGAAACACCAGGGGAGAGACCUGAUGAGGACCCACUGGACCAGUUGAAACCGCCAUCACCUCAACUGACUUCUUCCAUAUGUAUGAGACCCUUCAUGCACCCCGUUGUUGUAUUGAUGAACAUGGAGUCAACAGAGAUAAAUAACGCCUACAACUGUGCUGAUUGCCUACACACAGCCAACAGUGUAGAUAGUCUAAUUGAGCACCACUACUGUUGUCAUCCAAUGCCAAGUUAUCAAUUUUGCAAGACGUGUGAUGUUUAUAUGUUGAAAAAUAAACAAGACAAAGACCAUUUGUGUGGUGAGGUCAUCUCAGAGAAGAAAAACUGUGGUCGGCACAAGUGCAGUAGGUGCAGACUCUUAUUUUCCAAAAAAGUUCACUACAUCAAGCAUAUGCGUGAUCACACUGGUCGAACACCUUAUAGGUGCAUUGGGUGUGGUGUAUAUUUUUCACAGUCUAGUGCUCUGAAUCAUCACAGAAAAGUUCCUGGGAGGUGCAAGCAAUCUCUGUCAGCUAAGAAGACGGACCCUGUUGUUGUAAAAACCCCAAAACCAACCCAGAAAAUCCAGGCUCCAAACCGUUCAUAUAAAAGCAUGACGCAAUGUUAUGUCAGGCUUCUUGACAUCUCCAAAACGAAUAUAUGUCAUUCUUGUGGCAAAAUUUUUUCAACCAAGAGAAAGCUCAAAAAACACAUCUACAACAUGCACAAAAGGAAAAACAUGGCUUCCUUGUUCUACACAGCUGAGACUAGUUCAUUAUAUAAAUGUCCUCUAUGUCCGCGACUUUUCAAGUAUUCCUACAACAGGGCUCGGCAUUUACGUUUCUGCAUCCAAAGUGCAAUAAAUGGAGACAAGAAGAAAGUUGGUGACAAAUAUGUCUGUCCCUUGUGCAAGGCUGCUUUCACAGCAGCGUCCAACAGAUAUAGACAUAUUAAACUAACCUGCCUGCGAGAAACCAUUAAUCACCUCGCAAGGGAGAGGGUGCGAUUACGUAAAACGUCUGGGAUGGAAAAUGAGCAGAGACCAAGCUCAAAAGAAUCUGUACGCAUAACACAAGAGAAGGGGGGAGAAGCAAAACAGCAGGUACCCCAAAGUUCAGGAAUGUCCCGCAUUCAGUACAAAUGCAAUCACUGUCCAGCAAUUUUUUCCCAUCCCUCUGGAAAGUACAGACACAUGAAAAAACACGAGUUAUUUAAGCACACUGGUAAAAUAAUCAAGUAUAGGAAAUCUGUCAUGCCCAAACCAUCCUCUCCAGAUGACACAGUAACCGAAGAGAGCACCAGUCAGCCAGACAUUGCAGAAGACUGCCCAAAACCUACUUUGACCUGUCGCUUUUGUGGACUACAUUUUCAUGUUCUGUCGACACUAAAGAAACAUGAACGCAAUCAUCGUGGCGAAAGACCAUACCGCUGUCUGGAGUGUAGAAAGGGAUUUAAGAAACUUACUCAUCUGAUUAGUCACAGAGUUGUCCACCAGAAGAGGAUACAAUGCACAGUUUGCAGAAAGAUUCUACCUACAAUUGGAGAUUUGAUCCAGCACCGAAGCUCCCACCCUAGAGAGAAAAAGGGAAUGCUUCAAUGCCCAGAGUGCCCAGCAAAGUUUCAGUAUCCGGUAUAUCUGUUUAGGCAUCUUCAGACGCACAGAAAUAAAGACAAAUCCAUACGUAAGUCUGAAGGGGAAACUCUUAUGAAACCACAACAGUCCUCGGAAUCUGUCAAAGAGAAGAAAAGCCACAAGUUGUUCCGAUGUUCGUUGUGCAAAGAAACAUUUGAUGAUGCGCAAAUACUAAGAACACACUCCCUCACACAUAUUUCCAAAUCUUCUUUAAACCAGUGUCCAUACUGCAAGAAGAAAUUUACAAGUCGUCAUUCUCUGAUACGUCACAUGGUUAAGCACACCGGGGACAAACCCUUUUCCUGUGUCAACUGUGGAAGACAGUUUUAUAAAUCGAUAUACCUCAAAAUUCACUCAGAGACCUGCACACCUCCAAUAAACAGUCCCCCUAAAGUAGAAGACACUAGUAAUCUGAUGAACAAACGAUAUUGUUGUACAAUUUGUCCCCGCAGAUUUUGGAAAAAAAACCGUUUACAAAUGCAUUUAAUUGCCCACAAGAAUAAGUCACUCCAUCAGUGUACAAACUGCAGCCAAUACUUUGGAGUAAACAUGAUCUCUCGUCACAAAUUGCUUUGCAUCACUACCCAAGAGAACUCCUCUGCUGAUCAAUCAACUAAUGGUAGUUUUGAAUCAAACUCAAUCCAAGUGAGUCAGAAAAGCCAACAAACGCCUUCAAACUCCAAUGCAAAGAACCUGUUCAAGCUUAAGUGCUCCUACUGCCCAAAGCGAUUCAGGUUCAGAUCACUUUUACUUCGACACAGUGUUACACAUACUGGUCUGCAACCCUUCAAAUGUAUACACUGUAACCAAAGAUUCAAGAAUCAAACUCUGUGUAAAAAUCAUGAAGCCUUUUGUGACUGUAGGUCAGAAACAUCUCAGCCAAAGCUCAAAGUGAAUGAUGAGGCAGAUAUGACAUCACAAGAAUUCCCAUCGGAGGCUGACGUUGAGUUGAAAUGCAAAUUCUGCACCAAGACCUUUGUGAAAGCACGAAGCCUGAGGCAUCACAUUCUGACACAUAACGAGGUGAAGCCGUAUCGUUGCAAAGCCUGUGACAGCUGCUUUUCACGAUAUGAUCAUCUUAAAGUGCACCAGGCUCUGUGUAAAAGUAAAAAGACACGGCUAGAGGUGAGAAUCCCCAAAAUCAGCCUGGAAGAUGUUGGAAGAGGUUGGCAAAGUAAAUGCUACCUGAGGCCGCUUGAUGAGCAAGAGACUUUUGAAUGCAAGGUUUGCUUGAAAAGCUUCCCAACUGAGAGGAAACUGUCCAGACACAAUACUAUGUUCCACACUGUAAAGAAAUUCAAGUGUUCACGUUGCGGUUCAGCCUUUUCUCACGAGAAAACUCUGAAACAGCACCAAAGGGUGAAAAGAUGCAAAAAACCAACAAAUGAAUCGCAUACUUCACUGCAGGAAAGUAAUCAACCAACUGACAAUAUUGCCAAUCAACUUGAUGGCGUAAGGAAAAGGAUUUUGGUGAAAAUUCAUCCUUUAUUUAACAAAGACUUGAAGUUUGUAUGCAGCUACUGCCCCCGUGCGUUCAAAAACAGCUGGCAAUUAAAUGUGCACACACGGUUACACACGGGGGAGAGACCGUAUUCGUGCAAGCACUGUGGAGAGAAAUUUAUUAGAAGUGAUUAUCUUAUACGUCAUUAUCCCAAGUGCAAGGACGCGACUCAGCCGGGCAGUGCUCUCUGCGACAGGUGUGGUGGAUUUUUUUCUGAAAAACAACUUGAACACCACAAAAAAACUUGCAUUCUAAUCUCAAGCUCACCAAACAUUUCUAAAAGCAAGCAGGCAUCCCCUCAGGGCCCACCAAAAGGCUUUUCAUGUGCAUACUGCAGUUCACGGUUCUUGCUGUUUUCCCAACUCCAAGAACAUUUUUUAAGUACACACACGCUGGAAACGGAUGCUCAGCCCAUGGCAGCUGCUCCGCUGCAACAACUUCUGUCCAAUAUCCCAAAAAUUAAAGAAGAGCCUGUGGAUGAAAGUUAUGGAAAAGCAUCCAGUAAUCAUGCUGGUGUAUUGUCCGAACCAGGAGCAGCUCUAAUGUCUGACACCUCAGAUCAGUUUGUCUGCCAGCAGUGUAACAUGCGUUUCAAUAACAGAGCAGGACUAAUUGGUCAUCAGCGUGCGCAUGCAACAAAAACACCAUACAACUGUAAAAACUGCAACAAGGGCUUCUGGAACAAGACUCAACAGCGCAAUCACAUCAGAAAAUGUAGAAAUGUUACCCAAUGCCUGGACAUUCCUGUUAAAGCAGAGAUUGAUGAUGCGUUUGUCUCCAAGUCCAAAGAUAAUUUCAGAACGGUAGCAACAACAACAAGAGCAAAGGUUUCACCAACCAAUGUCACCUGCAAGGAAGAGCCAGAGGAUGAAUCAACACAAAGCUCCUAUGGAAAUCGGGACAGUACCAACUCCAAAGCAGAAAAGAAAUCUGUACAGUACCAAUGUUCAGAAUGCGAGAAAAGCUUCACUGAUGGUCUGUUGCUCAUAAGUCACCUUGAAGACCAUGGAAGGGAGGAACAAGAGAGAAGAGCAAAUAAAUGUUCCAAAUGUGGACGAAGGUUCUCUAAUCAAGGAAACCUGAGAAGACACAUGAAACUGCAUAUGGCCCACCCGAGAUACUUCUGUUCCCUUUGCACCAGGGUCUUUAGCACCAUGUCUGAGCUUGAAAAUCACAACACAAGUCAUGAUAGUAGUAAUAAGCCCUUUUCCUGCAAAUUGUGUGAGCAACGUUUUUUGACAAGGCUAGCCUUAUGUGAACAUUACAGUGGAGAGCAUGCUGAUGAGAUAUUUCAUUGCCAGUGCUGCAGCAAAGUGUACGCAUCCAAAAGGUCGCUGUAUAGACACUAUAAAAAAUGGCAUCCAAAAGAAAUUAGGGACAUUAGGAGUGCAAAUCUGCAAAGGGGAGGUGCUGACCAGCAAUCUAGCAGUCAUGUAAGUACCAACGGUGACAGUGAUGACGAUCAAAACCUUGGCAGUGACAGCGAUUCUGACUCUGCCCCUUAUUUCCCAUGCCAUGUGUGUGGGAAGACAUUCCCAACAUCUGAAAGUCUUGAGGAUCACCAGUUGUGUCAUCUGGGCAAAAAGCCACAUGAAUGUGCAGAAUGUGGUAAAUGUUUCUUCCAGGCAUCCCAGCUUCAGCAGCAUCAGCGUAUGCAUAAGUCUGAGUUUCAAUGUCAGACAUGCGGGAGAGGAUUUGUUACGCUCUUUGCGUUACGGAACCAUAAGCAUUCUCAUGGGAGGAGUCGUCCAUUCCGUUGUUCCAAAUGUGACCUCGGUUUUGCUGGACCCACACAACUAGCGGAGCAUAUGUCCACCCACCGUGAAGAGAGCUUUCCAUGCGAUAUCUGCAAUAAGAUUUUCCAGAGCAAGAGCAGCAGAGCCGAGCAUCGGAAGAUCCACUCAGUUUUAGGUGACGGUGCCUCACCUUCAGGUUCAAAGGGAGAGCAUAAACAGUCUAAAAGUGUGUUUGGAUAUAGCACAGAGUUCAGGUACCGCUGUGGCAUCUGCAAUGAGCGCUUCAGAGAUCCAGAAGAACUCUCAGAGCAUGGCUGCUUGGAAGCUGUAGAGCGACCCUACAUUUGCACAGAGUGCAAUAAACAUUUUCUUCAUGCAUCUCACCUGAAGAAGCACCGGAACACCCAUCAGCUGUCAUGGUCUGAUCGGGAAUAUCCGUGCAAUCAGUGCAACAGUAGUUUUUCCUCAUCUCAACGCUUCCUCCGUCAUCUUGAAACCCAUGUUGGCACAGCAACCGGAGACGUUCAAGAACAAGACUCAUCAGAUGGGUUCAUAUGUCCAGUUUGCCACCAAUGUUUUGCCAGUGCCACAGAACUGAUCCAUCAUUUUCCAACGCACCCUGAUUGUACACCUGAAACGGAAAAGGCUAAAUGCGACGCCACUGAAGGUGAGCUUGAAGAACAUGAACUGGUUCAGCCUACGACACCCGCUGAAUAUGAAUGUUCACUGUGCAGUGGAAUCUUUCUGGGGAAAGAGGCUCUUCGAGACCAUCUAUGUGCCUUGCAAGACCAGAAAGAAGUGGAGAAUACAACCUCUGAUCUAGCUGAUGCAAGUUCAGCUCAUCAGGCUGCAUGGGACGAAGAGGAAGUGGACGUUACUGGAGAGGACCUGUACAAGUGCCAUGAGUGCACAAUGCAGUUCUCCUCCAAAAGCAGCCUCCUGGAGCAUCAGAACAAUCAACACUCCAACAAUUGGAAGGAGUUCAAAUGUGAGACCUGUGGAAAGUCAUUCGCCAAGAAACGAUAUCUCAGAAAGCAUCAGCUCAGACAACAUGGUCCCAAAGAGCAUGCCGCCACGACAGCCGACCUGGACAAGACUUUCAAGUGCGUCCAGUGUCGAGCCAAAUUCUACACAACCCAGGAUUUAUCUGACCACAUGAGACUGCACGCUGAAAAACAAGCUGGAGAGUACCGUUGUGACAUGUGCUACAAGUCAUUCAGCAAGCGGGCACUCCUUAGACAGCAUCAGGAAAGCCAUGUUGGUGAGGUCGUGUACGAAUGCACAGAAUGUGACAAAGCUUUUGCUUUUCCUCACCUUCUGGAAGAACAUCAGCAUUCUCACGCUGCACCCUCUGAGUAAUGGUUCCCGAUCGUCUAAUUAACUCAAGGUAUUUUAUGGUCCCCUUCAUGCCUUACUUAUGUGUUCUUCCAACUCUUUGGACCUUACUUGUUGCAUAUUCAUAAAGCACUUGACUUUCGUCAGUAUGUCAGAACAUCUUUUUAGUUAAACGUCUUAGUUUCAGAGACAGUGUUUGUAAAUUGUGUUAAAAUUGUUGAAUUAUUGUUUAAGAAAAUAAAUAUUGACCAAUAUGUCUUGGUUAACGACCUUUAGGUUUAGCAUAUUUGAUUCACAAUGUGUAAAUUAGGGUUUACCCUGGUAAUUGUAUUCCUUUGAUCCCCCUUUCUAUGCUAUUACUAUUCCUGUACAAUAUAAUUUUGUAAUUUUCAGUUUAUUUCUUGUAUGCCUUUUACAAUUUCUUUUUUGAUAAUGUGAAAAAGUCUUGUACAGACACUGAAAACAUGCUUUGAUGGAAUGUUAUUUUCACCACCUGAUACUUUUUUUUUCUUAAGGAAAUUAGUUAACGCAGUAAAUUCAAUUCUAAAAUCCA